Messenger RNA from Ctenopharyngodon idella (grass carp), 4579 nucleotides. It is a transcript of the gene snrnp70, whose product is annotated as small nuclear ribonucleoprotein 70 (U1). Gene Ontology annotation, molecular function: U1 snRNA binding; mRNA binding. Gene Ontology annotation, cellular component: U2-type prespliceosome; U1 snRNP; precatalytic spliceosome. NCBI's taxonomy places the organism in Eukaryota, Metazoa, Chordata, Actinopteri, Cypriniformes, Xenocyprididae. The record is from RefSeq and is a predicted model, not a curated record. Gene Ontology annotation, biological process: mRNA splicing, via spliceosome. Bases 224 to 712 code for a protein of 162 amino acids. The transcript is spliced from 8 exons.
UAAAAUACCACACUGGUUUACGGCCUCGCGCCAUUUUAAGAAAGGAACGACUCGUUCAGCUUGGUGAGAGUACACGUUGGGUAUUGUGUGGACCGAAAUACACACAAAAAUACUAAAGGGAUUUAAGAAAUUCAUCGACGAAGAUUUCCCACAGAAACACGCAGAGAUUAUUGGGCUAAAAUCGGAGGUUUCGUCGGAACCGAAUGAGAAGUUGAGGUGAACAAUGACUCAGUUUCUUCCGCCGAACCUGCUGGCAUUGUUUGCCCCGCGGGACCCGAUACCGUUCCUGCCUCAGCUGGAGAAGCUUCCCCACGAGAAACACCACAACCAGCCGUACUGCGGAAUUGCCCCUUUCAUCCGGCAUUUUGAGGACCCCAGAGAUGCGCCGCCACCCACAAGAGCAGAGACGCGGGAGGAGAGGUUGGAGAGAAAGAGAAGAGAGAAGAUGGAAAGGAGGCAAGUAGUGGUGGAAACAGAACUGAAGCUAUGGGACCCACAUAACGAUACUAAUGCUCAAGGAGAUGCGUUUAAGACCUUGUUUGUUGCUCGAAUUAAUUAUGACACCACAGAAUCCAAACUACGGCGCGAGUUUGAAGUCUAUGGUCCUAUCAAACGGAUCUACAUUGUCUACAACAAGAAAACUGGAAAACCAAGAGGCUAUGCGUUCAUUGAAUAUGAACACGAGAGAGACAUGCACUCCGCCUAUCUCUGAUGGCUAUUGGCCAGAGCUGGCUUGCAGAUCAUGAUGAUGGUUUUGAUACAUCUACACCCUACUACCACAGCUCAGUAUAUGGUUGGUAUGAUGGGUUUGUAUGAUGGGUAAGAUUUCUUUACACCCCUCAUCUAAUUUUAGUUGAUAGGUGAUAGGUGUACCAAAUCACUUCUCAUCUGCCCCAUUUUAGGGCUAAACAUAGCCAGUUGUCAUUGAACGUGGCUUGGGCCAGUUAUAGUGAGUGCGAGCCUGUCAUUAAUCUCUUCUAUUAAAGCCAUUGUACUAUUCGUGGUUGUACCCUGCAAGGUUUAGACCGUGCGGUUUAGUGACAUUUGAAACCGAACUGUGUUGUAAACAACCUGUUUUUUGUGUUGCAACACACAAUUGCCAUAUCGUAGUGGAUGGUUAUCUCGUUAAAAUAUGCAGAAUAGAUUUUUAUUAACACUUAUUACACAAAGUUAAGUGUGCCCCCCCCCCCCCCUCCACAAGGUUGUCAUCCCUGCCAUAAAAGUGCAGUUACACUUAGUUUUUCAGUGAAUUUUUGCAGAGGAAAUCCAGUCAUUUCAAUAGUAAUCCACAUGAUGUAGAAUUUUGUGUUUUGGUUGGGUAGAUUUACCCACGCAGAUUUCGCUAUGGGUUCAAGUUGGUCACGCAGAUUUGGCAUGUUGAUAGACAGAAAGCUGCUUGUUUUGAAAGUGACUUAGCUACACUAUUAACAAUUUGACAGUGGAUCUUUUUUCCUUCAAAAUUUUGUGCUAAUGUGAUUGCACCUUAAUACUGUUGCUAUGCAACAACUAGAAGAAAAGUAUCUGCUUGUGUUGUGCAGAGACGAUGUGAAUGUUUCUUAUUACUAUAACUGUUACUAUACUGGUAAGUGUUACUAUAAUCAAAUAAGCCACAGAACCGUAACUGUUUUGUAAUGUAAAUAAUGGCACAAAAGACUUAUUUGGUAAUGUAUUUUUAUUAAAAUCAAAAUUCUUAGUGUGUAGGCACUAUAUUCGCUGAAAUGGUGGUGUUGGCUUUAAUAGAAUUGGUUAACCAAAGGCUUUGGAUAUUCAAAUCAUCGCACGGAACCUAAAUACAUUUAAAGAUUCUUAUUGCCAUGGAUUCACCUUGUACAGCAUCAAUGGUUCAAAUUCAGUCCCAGAGUUCCUCUGAGAGACACGUGAUCCAUAGGCCUAAGAAAUGUCUAUUUAGGUCGAGCGAGGAGCUGCAAACUUUGUUUCUGAACUGGCUAUUUAAAUCCUUAUCUGUAAAGCUCGUAAUGGGCUAAGAAAAUGACAUGGAUAGAACCAAUAAAAUAUGAAUUAUCUUUACUUUUCUUAACACAUGUUAAGGGUUUAUACCAUUUCGUUUCAUGAUACUCAUAUUUCUGAAUUUGAAUUCUAGGUUUAAAAAAAAUUCUAGAUCUUUUAAAAUGUCACUUGCAAGGCCCUGUAGAAUCGUAAAGAAAUUUAAAUUGAAUGGAAAAACUGAUCUGAGAGAUUUUGUUAUGGAUAUAAGGGUGGUUGGUAAGCCCCUCUUGUUGGUUAGUUAGGUGAGGGUUGUGGUAAGGCCCUCUGUUAACUGUUAAAAAUGAGGGUGGAUGGUAAGGCCCUCUUGUUGGGUAGGUGCGCUGAGGGUGUUUGGUAAGCCCCUCUAGUUUGGUAUGGUAGUCUGAGGGUUGUUGGUAAGGCCCUCUGGAUGAGAUGUCAGGACAGGUGUGUGCAAAAUAACUUGAGGGUUUGAUGGUAACGCCCUCAUGAUGGGUUUCAACUGAACGCCAUCGACAGUGCAGACCAGAGUAGCUUCGUGGAUUUCAUCGUAUCCCUUGUUGAAGGAUUGGAUCCCUAAUUCCUUGGUUCAAGGUUGUCCAGUUUUGUUUAAAAAAAAAAAAAAGGGGAAGAAAAAAAAAUAAAAAAUUAUCAAAUGUACUGAAAGACAUUGAUUCGAAGCUGCUGGAAUCGCCAGGCUACGUUUCCGUGGGGUUUUCCAUCAAGGACUUCAUCCUUGGCCAGGUGUUAUGGUAAGAUAGCAUCUCCAGGUAAUGUGGUAAGACUGAGAUAAUGAAUAAAUACUUAAGGGCUUAGACUUAGACCAGCAGAAGGAAAAGACCCAAGGGAAUUGGCCAUAUUGAAGUGUGUGGGAAUUGUGUAACUUAUUUAAAAGUACUUCUAGCAUACCCAUUAUUUAUAAUAUAUAAAAGCUAAAAUCUGCAACUUUUUUCCCCCCUUUGGUCUGUCGUGAUGUGAGUAAGGUGCUUUAAUGCUCAUAGAAAUUCUGUAUGAGUGUGAAUGAAUGUUUCUGAGAGAAUUCGGAGAAUGGAAAGGAUGGCUUUUUGCUUAACUGUAUUCACUAAGUGCCUUUUUUUUUCCUUAUUGUGGCUUUCUAUCAAGGUUUAAUGAGAAUAAAAUGGCAUUAAUGGGCAGUUUAAUGUGGAUCACACUUAAUUUGGAGAUGACUUUAGUGGUCCAAGCUGUUGAGUACAAUACUGCUUUGUUUUUGUGAUCCACCUUGCACUGUGUUAGAAGAACUGCCUCAAAUUUUAUUUGUGCCAGUUUCGAGGUCUACCGUAGCACCUUAUUUCUUUCUGAAUUCCAGAAAGAUGGCAUUUUCCCUGAAUAUUACGUAGUUUUUCGAAAGCACGUUUUAGUGUCUAAACUAAACUCUAAAGGCGGGUGUACACUGUGCGAAUCUGGGAGGUUGGGAGUCAUUGUAUAUGUUACGGGUAAAUCAGAUAAUCCCAUCAAAGCAGCUGGUACAUGGCACGACUGUAUUGCAUGGCGAGCCAGCAGCAAUUGCAUGAGCUUUCACGCUUAACACGGAGACUGGACCGUGUUCCUGCUGUAGCCUCCGAUAGAAAAACCAAAGAGAAUAAAAAGAUGGGUGUGCAAAUGAUUUGGUGAAAAGCAGAGAACAGCACAGCCAUUCCUUUCAACAAAGAAAGAACCAGAGAGUGUAUUUGUGUCCGUGUAUGUGCACGCUGUAGGGUUGCAGCCACUGGGCUGCUAUAAUGUUCAUAGAUCUAGCCUAUGUGACAUGGUUAUGUAUGAUUUGGCAAUAGGGACAGCAUAUAGACUGGUAAAAAUCGGGCCGACUUCUCAAAUUUAAAAAAAAAAAAAAAAAAAGUUUAUGAAUUACUGGGAUGUUGGGAGGUGCUCCUGACGUGCUCGGCCCAUAAUUCCUCUCACACAAAGCAAGCCACGACCAUACGAGCAACAACGAUUUCCAAUCGAUUUCUACCGAGAGAAGAGAAAUCGCCUGCAAGCUCAUACGACAAAAGAAAACGUACAGUGUAUGCCCGGCUUAAGUGGUAUCUGGAGUUUGAAUCUUCAUACUGAGAAUUUGGAUGCCACUGCAAUGUUUUAACAUUCCCUGAUCCAUUAUCCUUAAAUGUAAGGUAUUUGGCAUAUUUUUCAGCAACUUGCAAUAUUCAGUUUAGGUUUUAUUUGUCAAGUGCUGAAAUUAGCAUAUGGAUCAUGAAUUCAUAACAGGCUGUUUCUUAAGCAUUGAAAUUAUUUUAUGGAAUGCAGUCUGGAAAAUCUGCUUAAAUCCAUAAUCCAAAUCAUGAACAUCAGUAAUUGGUAAAUGUUUUUUUUUUUUUUCUUUUUUUUUUUUUUUUUUUUUAAAUGUUGUUUUUGUGAUUUAUUAAUGUGUGCCUCAAUCCAUGCAGGUAAUCAUUAACUAAAACUGUAGAAGAUAUUUUUUUUUUUUUUUUAGAAUUACUUUAUUUAUUUAUUUAUUUAUUUAUUUAAGUUUUUUAAGCUCAUGACAGCAUUGUCAGUUUAUCUCAUUCCUGGUGUCUUAUCCAUUCGGAGGUAAGCGCGUGUCUUCAAAUAGCUUAAAAUGUUUUGAAUGGAGUUCCUCCCAAAUUCAAGGUAUGUAGUA